This is a messenger RNA of Haemonchus placei, 222 nucleotides long. The record is from the annotation of a GenBank genome assembly. NCBI's taxonomy places the organism in Eukaryota, Metazoa, Nematoda, Chromadorea, Rhabditida, Trichostrongylidae.
CUAUGGCAGUAUAGUUCUCACUGUCGCAAAACCCUUUACGAUAAGACAAUCAGAGUGCCGCUGUUCAAGUACCUUGUGAUUCUCUGUAAGUUUCUUGAUUAUUUUUUUCCAACCCUCCUCAGCAUAAUUUUGCCGAUAGAAACCAUGUCGAUCUCCAUUCACCACCAAAAUCGUUUCUUCAGUAUUUGCCGAGAUAUGAAGCGGCUUGUCUGGAAGAAAUGA